Messenger RNA from Scomber japonicus (chub mackerel), 532 nucleotides. It is a transcript of the gene atg12, whose product is annotated as ATG12 autophagy related 12 homolog (S. cerevisiae). Gene Ontology annotation, cellular component: phagophore assembly site membrane; cytoplasm; Atg12-Atg5-Atg16 complex. NCBI's taxonomy places the organism in Eukaryota, Metazoa, Chordata, Actinopteri, Scombriformes, Scombridae. Gene Ontology annotation, biological process: autophagosome assembly; C-terminal protein lipidation; nucleophagy. The transcript is spliced from 4 exons. The record is from RefSeq and is a predicted model, not a curated record. The coding region runs from base 31 to 390 and encodes 119 amino acids.
GCUAGUUCAGAUGGGCGGAAUCCAGAGCGCAUGAAGAUGUCUGACAACGCAGAGUCUCCAACUGAAACGCAAAAAGAAGAGUCACAAUCUCCGCCAGACGACUCGACGACGACCGAAGAGAAGAAAAAAAUUGAUGUGCUUUUGAAAGCAGUGGGAGACACUCCAAUAAUGAAAACAAAGAAAUGGGCAGUGGACAGAGGGAGGACGGUACAGUCUCUUGCUCAGUUCAUCGCUCGCUUCCUCAAGUUUGAUGCUAAUGAACAACUGCUCAUCUAUGUUAAUCAGUCUUUUGCUCCAUCACCGGAUCAAGACGUAGGAGUUCUCUUUGACUGUUUUGGCAGUGAUGGCAAGCUGGUUCUACAUUACUGUAAAUCUCAAGCCUGGGGUUAAUUUCUUACUACAUCUCAAUUGUGGAUCUCCUUGUCUUAAAUCCAACCUCCGAGUUUGCACAUAAUGUUGUUUUUGCUUCUUUGUCUUUGUUUUCUCAAAGUUUUUUAUGUACAUAAACAUUGUAAAUAAAUGAUCGUGACUA